UGUGAGCGUGGGAAGCUGGCUCCGUGGCGUGGACGGCCAGAGUGUGCUGUCCCCAGCCUCGGUUUUCCCCUCCGUUAAUAUGUGUUGUCAAAGGUCCUUUCUUGGGAGAAGGACUUGAGUGAGAUGCAUGUGGAGAUUUCCCCCACGUGGAGACGAGGGAAAUGGGUGCCUGAAUUUGUAUCUCUGUCCUUGGGACCCGCGCUGGGGAUGCUUGGGUAGUUCAGAGGUCAACUAUGCCAAACCUGUGACUGCCUUCGAGCAUACUUAGACGUUUCUUCCCUGGGCAAAUGAUAGAGCUCACCUAUUCUGGCGUUCCAGAUCACAAGAGUUUCAGCUGGUUGGCCCUGCAACCCCCUCAGUUUACAAAUGAGACUGAGAUCUAGAGAGGGGAAAUGGCCUUCCUAAUACCAUACUGCUGGAGAAUUGUGGGGCUUCCCUGGAACCCAGGCUUCUUGAUUCAGAAGGAAGUCCUUCCAUCAUUUCACAUUUCACAUUAUCUGAGAGGUUACUCUGAUGUCUUUCCUCUCUCUUUUAAAUCCUACGGAGAUGGGUCUUAUCUUACUGGUUCCCAAGCCUAUGGACUCCGUUAUCAGGAUCACUUUCUUCCCCAGGGUAGACUACAAACCUCCAGAUGUUGGCCUAUGGGAUUCAGCAGAGGAUGAGUUGUCCAUCCUCUCACUGGUAAGCUGUUUUUCCCAACUGUUCUCCCACCAUCCACCGUCAUCAUGUCUACCUUACUCCUCAAUCUGGAUUUUGGCGAACCUCCCCCUAGAAAGGCAUUAGAAGGGAAUGCCAAGCACCAAAAAUUUGUCAAGAAGCGGCGGCUCUUGGAGCGGAAAGGCCUUCUGAAUAAGAAGCAGCAGCACCCUAGCAAGGUCCCUAAGUUAAACUCAGAACCUUCAAAGAAAGGGGACACUCCCAAGGUGGAUGGCACUUGGAAGGCCCCUCCCCUUCCAAAAAAGACGACUGCUGCUUCCAGCAGUGGGUCAGAGCAGUCCCUGGACAAGAAAGCUGCAGUGCCUUGGCUGACCCCUGCUCCUUCACAGAAAGCUGGUUCUGCUUUGGCUAAAGUAGAUUUACUGGGGGAGUUUCAGAGUGCCCUACCAAAGAUGAAGAGCCUCCCAAUUCGCCUCCAGAAGAAGGGCUCCCAGAAGAACCCUCCUCAGAAGACUGCCCCACAGAUCUCCACCCAAGCUCAUUCAGAGAAUAAAUACCCUGGAGCAUCCCAGAAGAUGCCAACGAAGAUGGUGGCAAUUGACUGUGAGAUGGUGGGCACAGGACCCAAGGGGCAUGUCAGUUCCUUGGCUCGAUGUAGCAUUGUCAGCUACAGUGGAGAUGUGCUUUAUGAUGAGUACAUCCUUCCCCCCUGCCACAUUGUGGACUACCGGACCAGAUGGAGCGGUAUCCGGAAGCAGCACAUGGUGAAUGCUACACCCUUCAAGAUUGCUCGGAGCCAGAUCUUGAAGAUUCUCACAGGGAAGAUAGUGGUGGGGCAUGCCAUCCACAACGACUUCAAAGCCCUUCAGUAUUUUCACCCUAAGUCCCUCACCCGAGAUACCUCCCAUAUCCCCCUCCUCAACCGUAAGGCCGACUGCCCAGAGAAUGCCACCAUGUCUCUGAAGCAUCUCACCAAGAAGCUGCUGAGCCGGGACAUCCAGGUUGGGAAAAGCGGACAUUCCUCUGUGGAAGAUGCUCAGGCCACCAUGGAGCUGUACAAGUUGGUUGAAGUUGAGUGGGAACAGCACCUGGCCCAGAAUCCCCCAAAAGACUAGUGCCAGUGGGGACACUGGUGAUGUGGGGAGGCAGAGGCAGCACCACACCCAGGAGAACAGGGCAGUGGACAGCUCUACCGGCUCUACACCUUUGGAAACUAGAGUUGUUGGGGAGAGGCUGAGGCUCCACCCCAGACUUAAUAUCCAUUAAAAUUUCACCUCAGGUGUUGUUAAGUGUUCCAUGGAAGGAGGAAGGCUCCAUGUUAGAACCCAGCCCUAUAGGCUGUUUACCUCUUAAAUGGUGCUAACCCUGGGUCCCAGGGUGCUUUGCUCCUGGGAAAGUCUUUUGACUUUCAAGGGGCAGGGCAUGCUGGGAAGUGUAGUUUCCCAAACUGCCUUAUCACUAGGGUGACCAUAUGUCUCAUUUUAUGCCUUUUGUUCUCAAGUAAUUAGCAGCACUGUGUUGAACUUUCCAAAAGUAUCCUGUUGGAUGAUAACUUUUUGAUCACAGUUCAUCUCUCAGACUUCUUUUGGCUCAGAGUCUACAUCCAGUCUGUGUCGGGAUAUCACCUGUUCUUUCCACCUUGACUUCCAGAGGAGCCAUCCCUGGUGAGGUUUAGUUCUUACGGUUACAAGGCAGUAGAGGUAAGAGAGUGUGACUUGGAAAUCAAUUUUUCUGAUUUAGGAAAGCAGCCUCUUUCCUAAAGUGAUAGAGGAUUUAUUUAAUU
Kogia breviceps (pygmy sperm whale) is the source of this 2440-nucleotide messenger RNA. RefSeq names its product interferon stimulated exonuclease gene 20 like 2 (gene ISG20L2). NCBI's taxonomy places the organism in Eukaryota, Metazoa, Chordata, Mammalia, Artiodactyla, Physeteridae. Gene Ontology annotation, molecular function: nucleic acid binding; 3'-5'-RNA exonuclease activity. Gene Ontology annotation, cellular component: nucleus. The record is from RefSeq and is a predicted model, not a curated record.